Molecule: messenger RNA, 3094 nt
Organism: Scatophagus argus
Lineage: Eukaryota; Metazoa; Chordata; Actinopteri; Scatophagidae
Gene: kcnh6b
Product: potassium voltage-gated channel, subfamily H (eag-related), member 6b
Exons: 11
Coding region: 1-2697 (898 amino acids)
Biological process (GO): regulation of heart rate by cardiac conduction; membrane repolarization during action potential; regulation of ventricular cardiac muscle cell membrane repolarization
Cellular component (GO): membrane
Molecular function (GO): inward rectifier potassium channel activity
Source: RefSeq, a predicted model, not a curated record
AUGCUUUUCCGAUCGCCUGUCGACAAGCAACGCUCCAUGUCUGACUCAGACCUUAAGAGGAGUGGGGGACCAGGCAGUAGGAGCCCCGAAUGCUGCUCGCCUCCAACUCCCAGGAUGGAGCUGCUCAGCCCCUCCAAGGUGAAGGACCGCUCUCAGAACGUCACAGAGAAGGUCACGCAGGUACUCUCUCUGGAAUCUGAUGUACUGCCUGAGUAUAAACUCCAGGUUCCAGAGACAACAUGGUGGAUCUUGCUUCACUACAGCCCCUUCAAGGCAUUUUGGGAUUGGAUUAUUCUCAUUCUAGUCCUCUACACAGCUGUUUUCACUCCUUACUCAGCUGCUUUCCUCUUGGAUGAACAUGGAGAUUUACGUCAGAGGAGUUGUGGCUAUACAUGUAACCCUCUGAAUGUGGCAGAUCUCAUGGUAGAUGUGCUGUUUAUUGUGGAUAUAGUCAUCAACCUUCGCACAACAUAUGUGGACCAAAACGACGAGGUGGUUACACAGCCCAGUCGGAUAGCCAAGCACUAUAUCAAAGGCUGGUUCCCUAUUGAUCUUUUUGCAGCAAUCCCUUUUGACCUUCUCAUUUUCAGAUCUGGUUCUGAUGAGAUGGCAACCCUAACAAGCUUGCUAAAAACAGCUCGGCUGCUGCGAUUGGUCCGUGUGGCAAGAAAGCUGGACCGAUAUUCUGAGUAUGGUGCGGCUGUCCUUUUCUUGCUGAUGUGCACCUUUGUGCUCAUUGCCCAUUGGCUUGCCUGCAUUUGGUAUGCUAUUGGCUUUGUGGAGAGACCAUACACAGAGACUGGUUGGCUGGACAACUUGGCUGAACAGCUGGGCAAGUCAUAUAACGACAGUGACACCUCCUCUGGUCCAUCAGUUAAAGACAAAUACGUCACUGCUCUUUACUUCACCUUAAGCAGUUUGACAAGCGUGGGGUUCGGUAAUGUCUCUCCAAACACCAACUCAGAGAAGAUCUUCUCCAUCUGCGUCAUGGUCAUUGGCUCUCUCAUGUAUGCCAGCAUAUUUGGGAAUGUGUCUGCCAUUAUUCAACGACUGUACUCCGGUACAACCCGCUACCACACCCAGAUGCUACGAGUCAAAGAGUUCAUCCGAUUCCACCAAAUUCCAGGCAGCCUUCGUCAAAGGCUGGAGGAGUACUUUCAGCAUGCCUGGUCCUACACGAAUGGCAUAGACAUGAACGCUGUGUUAAAGGGAUUUCCAGAGUCUUUGCAGGCAGACAUCUGUUUGCACUUGAACAGAUCUCUUCUACAUAACUGCAAGGCUUUCCAUGGAGGCAGUCAAGCCUGUCUGCGUGCCUUGAGUAUGAGGUUUAAGACAGUCCACGCUCCUCCAGGAGAUGUAUUGAUCCACUAUGGAGACAUCUUGGACUCUCUCUUCUUCAUCUCACGUGGCUCCAUUCAGGUCAUCAGAGAUGAUGUGGUGGUUGCAAUAUUAGAAAAGAAUGACAUUUUUGGGGAGCAUAUCCAUCUGUAUGAUGAACCAGGGAAGUCCAAUUCAGAUGUCCACACCAUCACAUACUGUGACCUACACCGCAUCCUGAGGGACGACUUGCUGGAGGUCCUUGAUAUGUACCCCAGCUUUGCAGAUAAUUUCUGGAGGAACCUAGAGAUAACCUUUGAUUUAAGAGAUGCUGAUGAAGUACCACCAAUAAUAACAGCCGAUGAUUCUGGUGAUGACUGUGGUUAUCGCCACAAACCAAAACACAGAAUCCACUCCUUGGACUGCCGGAUCAGACCAGAUGGAAUUGAUCAUGAAGACUCAUACCCCCAUCAGUCCUUUCGUCACCGUCACUCAUCUCCUCAGUCCCACUGGGACGACCACUGUAGCUGCAGAUCCCUGUGUUCCCAGUCAAGCGAAGACCUGGCCAAGCCUCUUGCUCAUGGUACCAAAGUAGAGCCUUACCCUAAAGAAGAUACCAGACGGGACUAUUCCCCGCCUGUAGUGCAGCUCCUACCUCCAAGCAGUACCUCAGUGGGCAAGGAUGUUGGCCACCAAGCUUCAUCACUAAAUGUGCCAGGAAUGUAUCGAUACUGGCCAGACAGACAGUCACACCAGUUUUCCAGUCGUGCCUGGCGAUCUUCCUCUGUCCGUAAUUCAUACCACCCACCACCAUUCACAGAAGAAAGGCCUAGUGAGCUGGAGUCUCGACUUGAGGUUUUACAUUCACAGCUCAACAGACUGGAGACUCGCAUGACAGCUGACAUCAAUGUUAUUCUCCAGCUUCUCCAACGGCAGAUUGCUCCUGUACCUCCUGCUUACAGCACUGUAUCAUCCAGUACCCUCCCUACUGACUCCCCUGGCCUGUAUGGAACUGGGGCACCAGUGCUGCAUAGCAUGUACCCGAUUUCCCCCAUACAGAUGGACAGCCAGGGACCCACACAGGGCUCUACCCAGCCUGACCUUAAAUUCACCAAGAAAUCCCAGGAGUCACUGUCAAGUGGUAUCCAUGUGACUGUAGCGUCAGAUGACACCAUGUUCAUGACAGUCACCCCCGAAACUGAGACCCAUACAGGGUUGAUGCCGCAGCUGCCCCAGCCUUCAGCCAAAUCCUCCCUCAUGGAGAACCCCAGACUGUGCGGCAGCCUCCGCUACCCCUCACUGCCAGGAAACCUGGACAUCACCUCAGGACUGGCUGAGAUCCAGAAACACCUCUCAGACCCUGUGCUGCCUGUCAUCUGAAGACCUUCAGUUCCAGAGUUUUCCUGACAACCAGUGAGACUUUGAAAGUAGUAAAACACAGCUACUUACAGACUUUUUCAAGGAGCCAUAUGACUACUGCAAGAUUCAAGUAUCAUUACACAUUUGGACUGUGAGUGGUGUCUCAGAUUCAGAUAGUGGGCUACAAGGAACACAACACAGUUAUCAUACUUUUAAAAAGACAUUUGCUAAUUUACAGUAUGUGCACAAUUAAGAGUGCACAAAUUUACUGUACUUCACAACUUGUAGUCCUUUUUUACGUAUUGUUGUUCCUUCCCAGUUCAGUAAAUUUUGAGUGCCAUCCCUGUUGUGUCACAUUUAAUCCUGAGUAAUUGUUUUCCUAGUUGACUGGUACAGAGCUUCGAUCUACAGACUAGAG